Euleptes europaea (tarantolino) is the source of this 414-nucleotide messenger RNA. It is a transcript of the gene SAMD13, whose product is annotated as sterile alpha motif domain containing 13. NCBI's taxonomy places the organism in Eukaryota, Metazoa, Chordata, Lepidosauria, Squamata, Sphaerodactylidae. The coding region runs from base 34 to 399 and encodes 121 amino acids. The record is from RefSeq and is a predicted model, not a curated record. Gene Ontology annotation, molecular function: protein binding. The transcript is spliced from 4 exons.
GCUGGGAGGAAGGCAGUCUUUUGCUGGCUGUAUAUGUAUAUAUAUAUGUAUGAAAAAGUUGCUAAUAUAAAAGAUACUUCAGACUUCCCUAUGCUGUCUAUUGAUAUGGAAAACAAAGAAAAUGGAUCUCUGGACACUGAAAACUUGGUAGAGAAUGGAAGACCUCCUGAUCCUGCUGACUGGGCAGUUACAGAUGUGGUGAAUUAUUUUAGAACAGUGGGCUUUGAAGAACAAGCUAACGCUUUCCAAGAGCAGGAAAUUGAUGGGAAAUCUUUACUGUUGAUGACGCGGAAUGAUGUGCUGACUGGACUGUCAUUAAAACUGGGACCUGCACUGAAGAUCUAUGAAUAUCACGUCAAGCCUCUACAGACACAACAUCUCAAGAACAGCUCCCUAUAGCGGAUUGCCAGAUUG